Molecule: messenger RNA, 1805 nt
Organism: Triplophysa rosa
Lineage: Eukaryota; Metazoa; Chordata; Actinopteri; Cypriniformes; Nemacheilidae
Gene: syngr2b
Product: synaptogyrin 2b
Exons: 4
Coding region: 104-808 (234 amino acids)
Cellular component (GO): synaptic vesicle membrane; neuromuscular junction
Source: RefSeq, a predicted model, not a curated record
CCUUCGCGAAUCAGACAUCGCUCUGUCAGCAAACAGUCGUGUGUCAGUCAGUUGUGCUUCAGCUGUCGUGUGUGUUCGUGUGUUUUGCGUAAUACACACACAGAUGGAGUCGAGCACUGUGUACGGAGCGUCUCUGGCCGGAUCGGGAUUUGAUCUCGUUAAAUACAUCAAACAGCCUCAAACUAUCACGCGCGUCCUCAGCUGGGUGUUUGCUAUCGUGGUUUUCUCCUCUAUAACAGCUGAAGGUUACGUGAACGCCAUCAAUGAAUCUGAAGUCAAGUGUGUCUUCAACAGAAUCGAUGGCAUCUGUCAUUAUGGGGUGGGCAUCGGUGUCAUCGCCUUCCUGGCAUGUGCAGCCUUCCUAUUGGCUGAUGCUUUCCUGCCUUCCAUGAGCAACGCUCAGGAGAGGAAAUACAUUGUGAUGGCUGAUCUGACAUUGUCAGGUGCCUGGACGUUCCUGUGGUUCGUGUGUUUCUGUCUGUCCGCAGAUCAGUGGUCGAAGACCGCAGACACGAAUGGCAUCCCGACGGACGCAGUUCAUGCCGUCAUCGCCUUCUCGUUCUUCUCCAUCGGCUCGUGGGGGGCGCUAACUUAUUUCGCUCUGGUGAGGUUUCGUCAGGGUGUUGGAGACGUGACCCAGAACAACCCUGAGGCGCCCGCCAAUCCUGCCACGCCCUACCCCUCAACAUACACCCCUCCCACAUAUCCAUCCUUCCAAAACAACAGCCAAGAUGUCUACCAACAACCACCCUUCACAUCAAACCCCGAUCCGAUCGGACAGAGCAACUAUCAGCCACCCACCUACUGACACACCACAGAGAGAGAGAGUGUCACGUAGCUCAUGAUAUGGGCGGAGCCUCAACAGCCAGCCAAUAGGAGUGCUGACUGUUAGCUGUUAGAUGAGAUACUUCUACAUGUGAUGAGAAAAACUGUCAAUAUUUUUCUUGUUUUCUUAUUUCUUAUGUUUUGUCGAUUGAUUUGAUCGCGAGAUCAGAUUUGCAGUAAAGAGAUGUGAAACUACUGACGGGUGUACGGCUCAGACGGUGCGAUGUCUUUGUUGUGUUUCCUGUCUGGAAUGACGGCGGUGUUUAGUGUUUUCAGUUGGAAUGUGGUGUGUUGGACAGAAACAGACAAACACUGUGCGUUCAUGACCCCACUCAUUGUGUUCAUGAACAACAGAAGAACGCUUGUAUGAGCAGCAGAUUUCACUUCUCAACAUCUUGUGAACAUGGAAAUAAAAGCGGUUUGGCUGUGAACGAGCUCGGUGUGUAAAUGUUAUCUGUGUAAGUUUCAAUUUCAUUUUACAAAAAAACAAAAUGAUUUGGUGUAUGUGGAGAAACUUGAGUUACAGUGACUGGUGUGAUGGGAUUACUGGAACAUAUAGUUUCAUCUGAAUUCAUGCGUCUGUUUAGUGUUUCUGCUCAACUCUCAUUUAAUAUUGACCUGAAUUCAACUACACAAACAGAAAGGACAGCGUCAUAAUGGUUCACGCCCCACAAUCACGACGUGUGAGAACUUUAAGAGAGAAGUUGAGAAGAAAAUGCAAUGUAUCACCAGGAAAAGGUAUCAUAACUUUCCAUUAAUGCAGUUUUGCUUAAUAUGAAUCUUAUACUGCAUCAACCGCAUUACUACAUUUUCAUUCACGUGACUGUUUUUUUCUGGAUCAGUAUUGUUGAACUCUCCAGCUGAUCAAACAUGUAUUGUUGGCUUCAUUAUCUCUUACAAAUCAGUUUUUUACUUUACAGCGAGAUGAGCUGUGAAAGUUUACUUAUUACAUUUGAAUUUUUGCUUUAGGGUUGUUUUUG